Messenger RNA from Volvox carteri f. nagariensis, 450 nucleotides. RefSeq lists its product as uncharacterized. Lineage: Eukaryota; Viridiplantae; Chlorophyta; Chlorophyceae; Chlamydomonadales; Volvocaceae. Bases 1 to 450 code for a protein of 149 amino acids. The transcript is spliced from 4 exons. The record is from RefSeq and is a predicted model, not a curated record.
AUGAUACGGGAGCACGCGCUGCGGCCAGUAGCAGUGGCGACCAUCGACUACCUCUUCAUCAACGGGUACACUGGAACGACUGCCAACUUAACUGUAGAGCAGUGGUUCCGUUUCAAUGAUUUCAACCGCAUUGAAUCGGCAGAUUUCAAUGUGGCGCGUUACGUGGAGUUCAUGCCAGCAAUGCAAGUUGACACCUUACUUGCGCAAAACCCGGAGGUUGGUGCCAUUCUUCUGAAUGGUGUCUGCGAGUCCUCAGCACGCUUCUGCUCCGCACCUGGCCUUGAGCGCUACACCGACAUCCCAUCUUGUAUGGGUUUCCUGGCAUCAAUCCCGCUAUUCAAUCCACUGCGAACACAAGCCAACUCCGUGGCCUGUCGCUUUGUGCACGCGAGCCUGCUUUAUAGCGCCAUGAGAAGUAGGCUGGAGGUGAUAAAGCACCCGACGGGGUGA